AUGAAUAUUUUGUCCAUCCAUAUUUACUCCUUUAUCGCUUGUCUUUUAUUAUGUAAUAUAAAUCAGGUGUUUACGCUUAAUGCGUUGAAUUAUAAUAACGCUAACCUUUAUAAGAAUUUCUCUUUUUCCAUCCCUUUAUACAACAAUUUAUUUCAAGAAAAAAGCACUUGUAAAAAAAGGAAACAAUUAUUACAUAUUAAAUCAAAGGGAAGUACAUAUAAUGAGUGUUCCAUGAACCGUGAUGCACAUUUUAAGUUAAAUAAAAGCAAUAAAAACGUAAGAAAAAGAAUUGGAAAUAUUCCAAAUGUAUUAAUAAAAGAAGAAGAAGAAAAAAAAAAAGGAAGACAUGUAAUAUAUAAUACGAAAGAAUCAUACAAUGAAAACUCUAGAAAUAAGGAAGAAAAAAAUAUAAUUAUAAAUGAAAAUGGUGAUAAUUCUUUUUAUGAGGGAGAUGAUAUAGAGGAAGAUUUAUUUAAUUCAAACAUGAACAUUUUAGAAAGUGAAAAAAAAUAUAGUAGACAAAUAUAUACACACGGAUAUAAUGAAGAGAAAAAAAUUAGAGGAAGUAAAAUUAUUAUUAUUGGAUUAAAUGGAAUAAGUUGUGAAAUAUGUAAAAAUCUAAGUUUGUGUGGUGUUCGUGAAAUAGGUAUUUAUGAUAAUAAUCUUUUAACAUACGAAGAUAUUGAUAAUCUUUAUUUAUGUAAUAAAAAAUUAGUAAAUAAACAAAUAAAAAGUAUAUCUUGUGUAGAUAAUAUACAAAAAUUAAAUGAAAAUUGUAAAAUAAAAGCUAUAACUACUAAUGUAUAUGAUAAUAUUUUAAAUUAUGAUAUUGUCGUUACAGUAAAUCAAAAAACAGAUUUCAACAUAAAAUUAAACAAUUAUUGUAGGAAAAAUAAAAAAAAAUUUAUAUGUGUUAAUACAUGUGGUUUAUUUGGUAGAGUAUUCAUUGAUUAUGGUGAUUUUUAUUAUACAAAUAAUAUUGAUACUAAUACGACAUAUGAUAAUCAUAACAAUACUAUUAGUGAUUUGUACAAAAUUAAUAAUCUUGAAUUUCUCAAAAAUAAUACGAUUGUCUUAUCAUAUUUACCUUUUUAUAAUAUGCAAUUAAAUAAAGGUGAUAAAGUAAAAUUACUCCUAAAUAAUAAUUCAGGAAAAAAACUACAAUUAGACAAUUUUAUCAUUGAUCAUAUAUGUAGAAAAAAUCAUAAAAUUUAUUUAUCUAUUUCAAAAAAUAAAUGUAAUAAUCCAAUUUCUAAAAUAUUUAAUCACAUAUUUCAACCAUUCUUUACGAAUCGAUUCUUUCCUUAUUUUUUCAAUUCUUUUUUAUACAUAUAUUCUUUGAAUUUAAUAUCAUAUGUAUUCAAAUUUAAAAAAAACAAAUUCUUAUAUAAUAAUUAUUCUCAUCUUUAUUAUAUUAAAAAAUUUGUUCAGGAAAAUAAAUUAAAUUAUUCCAUCAGUUUGAUAAAAUCACCUGAACAGUUCAGGUUGAAAUAUAUAAGUUUAGAGGAAUAUAUGAAAGAGCGAAAAAAAAAAACCAAAAUAUAUAAUAUAUAUAAUGUGUAUAAUAUAUAUAAUGUGUAUAAUAUAUAUAAUAUAUAUAUAUAUAUAUAUAUAAUAAAGAAUAUAUUAAAAUUAAUAAAAGAAAAUAUAGGAUAUGUAUUAAAAUAUAUAUAUAGAAAAUUAUAUGGAAUAAGAAAAAAUGAGUAUGAAUAUAAAAAUGUGGAUAAAUUAAAUGAUGAAGAAAUUUGUUUUAUGAUAUAUGAUGAAAUAAUGAAAAAUAAGAAUAAUAAAGAAUUAUUAGAUGAUGAUAUAAAGAAAUUUACAUAUUUAUGUAAGAAAGAAAAGAAAGAUAUUAGUAAUGAAAUAAUAAAUCAAUUUUGUUCAUGUGCUCAUAUUGAAUUAUCUCCUUUUUCAUUUUUCUGGGGUGCAUUAUUAUCACAACAAAUAUUGAAAGGUAUAACACAUAAAUUUAAACCUAUACAUCAGAUGUUUUAUUAUGAUAGGAGAGAUUUGUUUCCUUUUUCUAAUAUAUCGAAAAUGUAUUAUGGAAAGUAUAUGCAUGAAAAAAAUUUUUUUGGUGAUGAAUUUCAUAAAUUCUUAAAAAAAUUAAAUAUUUUAUUGAUUGGAUCAGGUGCUUUAGGUUGUGAGUUUUUAAAACUGUUGGCUAUAUCUGGUGUUUCAUCCAAUAUGCAUAAAAAAGAAAAUCAUAUACAUAAUAAUAAACAAAAUAACCAUUUUAAUAAUAUAAAGAAUAUGGAUAAAUUAAAUAAUACUUCUAAUUUAUUACAUACAAAUCAAAAUACAAAUGUAUAUCUUCCAAGUAAUAUUGAAAAAAAAAACAAUCAUGUCAUAUUACAAAAUAAACAAAACAAUAUACAAGGUUGUAUUCAGGUUGUUGAUUAUGAUUAUAUUGAAGAAUCGAACUUGUCUAGACAAUUUUUAUUUAGAACAAAAGACAUUAAUAAAUUAAAAUGUCAAAUUGCUUGUGAAAAUAUUAAAAUGAUAAAUGAAGAUAUAAAUUGUGAUUUUUUAAAAAUGAAAGUUGAUGAUAAUACUAUCUUUGAUAAUAAAGAUGUGUUAUUAAAAAGAUACUCUCUUUUUACAAAUAAAAAGAAUGAGAUUGUUGAAAAAGAAAAAACAAAAAAUAUACCUGAGAAUCCUCUUAUAUGUAUCUUAUGUCUAGACAAUUUAAAAAGUCGUAUAUUAAUGGAUAAAUUUUGUUUAUUAAAUUCAAUACCUCUAAUUGAAUCUGGAAUCGAAGGUUUAAAAGCAAGUAGUCAAGUGGUGUAUCCAUUUUGUAGCGAAACCUAUUCUAGUGAUAGUAAUAAUAAUACAUCAUCAAGUAAUUUAUAUGAUGAAGAAAAAAGUAAUUCUUGUACAAUAACAUCCUUUCCAAGAAAUCAUAAACAUAUAAUUGAAUUUGCUAAGAGUGUAUAUAAUAAUAUAUUUUAUGAGAAUGUUGUAAAAAUGAAUAAAUUUAUAAAUGAUCCUUUAUAUUUUCUAGGAGAGUUAUGUAAAUAUGAAAACAUUUUAGAUGUUAAUAAUAUAUUACAUUUCUUUAAACUAACUAAAUUGUUUUUUCAUUUUAAUUUACAUAAUAAUAUACAAACAUUAUGGAAUAGUAUUUUUGUUCAUAAUAUUUUAAAUUUAGUCAAAAAUAGUAAGCAAGAGGAAAUAGUAAAAUAUUUUGAUAGUUUAAAUAAAUUACCUCAACCAAUAUAUUUUAAUAAAGAUAAUAAAUAUCAUAUUCAUUUUUUUAAAUAUGCAAUGAAUAAUUAUAAAAAGGUUUUUAAAAAAUUUAUGAAAAUUAAAGAGCAGAUGAGUGAAGAUAUAUUUUAUUAUAAAAAAAAAGAUUUGCUUUUUACUAAUCAACAAGCUGAUUCAUCAUCUUUGUCAUUUGAAAAGGUUAUAACAAACUUGAUUGAGAAAAAUAAUAUACAUAUGGAUGUAAGAAAAAUUUUUUAUUUUCUGGAUGUAAUAAAAAAAAAUGCAACUAUAAAAUUGUAUGAAUUAUUGAAAAAGGAGUUACUUGAAUUAUUUAACAACCCUCUUUUUUUGUUAUCGUUAAAGUAUGUACAAAAUAAAAAGUUGGCUGUAAAUAUAAUGCGUGACAAAACAAAGUUACGUUCUACGUUGAACUCAAACGAUAAGUUGGAUCACCAUAAUAUUGUAGGAAUGGUGGAAGAAAAUACGAUUAAAAGGAAUAUCCCUGACAAUAUAUCUAAUAAAAAAAAAAAUAAUAAAAAAAAAAAUAAUAAAAAAAAAAAUAAUAACAAAAAUAAUAAUAGCAACAAUAAUUACAAUAAUUACAAUAAUUACAACAAUUACAAUAAUUACAAUAAUUACAAUAAUUACAAUAAUAAUAAUGUCGAUGUUGAUCUGUUUUGCCCUCUUAUAUACAAUCUAGAAAGUAAUAAGGAUGACAUUAAUUUUAUUUAUAGUGUAACCAACAUAAGAUGCGAAAAUUAUAAUUUCAAAAAAUUAAAUAUGUUUGACUUUUUGAAAAUAAGCAACAAUAUCAUUCCAUCUAUUGUUACUAUAGUGUCUAUGAUAUCAGCUUUGGCUUUCUUAGAAAUGUACAAAAUUGUGUUUUUCUUACAUAAUAAAAAUAAAAAAUGGAAAAAUAUCUCUACUUCAUAUGAACACAAAUAUAAUGUUCAUGAGCAAGGGUUAUCAACAGAUUUGAACACAAAAAAAUCGGACCAUAAAAGUGAAUUGAAAAACGUAUUACCACAUGAUAAAUCAAAUCUUAAUAUUAAUAAUAAUUCUACUGAGAGUAACAGAAGUUGUAGUAAUAGGAACACCAUAGAAAUGUUACCAUAUAAAAAAUUAAAUAUUUAUAUAUAUAACAACCAAAUAAUUGUAAGAAAUAAUGAUAAUAAAAAUUUAUUUUAUUUUUUUAAGGCUCAUUAUGAAAAAUUAAAAGAAAAAUCAAAAGUAAUAUAUAAUCAAUAUGUAAAUUUAGAAGAUGAUUUUAUUACCAUAUCGGAAUUAAAAAAUGUAGAUAUAUGGACAUAUGACAAUCCUAUAUUUCUAAAGAAAAAUAUUUUUUUUUCUAUCUGGAAUUAUUUAUAUAUAGAUAUAUUUUGUAAAAAUAAAAAUGUGGGAAAAGAUACUUGUCCUUUAGGAUGUUCUGGGAUAAGUCCUUCACAUCUUCUAGAUAAUAAUAAUGAUAAUAAUAAUAAUAAUAAUAUAUAUUAUAAUAGUUUUAAUAUUUUAUCUAAAGAAAAACAAAACAAUUUGAAGAUAUAUAUAAAUAAAAUAAAUGAACAUAUUGAAUAUAUCUUGAAUUUAAUUAAAAAUUAUAAAGAAAAGAAAAAUUAUGAAAACAAUAAAAUGUAUAAUAAUAAGGAAGAAUCAUAUAAUGUACUUGUUAGCAUGCUAAAGAAGAUUUGUGAUGAAUAUAUUAAUGUAAUCAUAAAUAAUAUUGAUAUAUUAUCUUCUUAUGUAAAUAAGAAAAAGAAAAACAUUAAAGAAAAUAAAACCACAUUUGAUGAUACGCUUCAAUUUGUUUUACAUAUCAAGAAAACUUUGUGUAAUAUAAAAGAUAAAAUAGAGAGUAUAAACAAAAAUAACGUAAACCCAAAUAUAAAUAUAAAAAAUAAUGAUCAUAAUAAAAAUAAUAGUGAUAAUAUAACAAAACGUCAUAAUAAGGAUGAAAGAGAACCACGUAUUAGUAAUAUCCUGUUCAUGUUAAAUAAUAUUAAAAAAGAAAUAGAAAAUGUAAAAGAAAAUAUUCUUAUAUAUAUUGAUAAAAAUAAUUUAGAUGUGAAUACAUAUACAAAUAAUAUAACAUUAAACGAAUUAGUAGAAUCUAUUGAAAUUGUUUUUAAUGUAAAUAUUCAAACAAUUUGUGUACAGGACAAAAUUAUUUAUUCUAAGUUUAAUAUCCCUUCAUUUAAACUGUAUAACAAUAAAUAUUUAUAUGAUAUUCUUUGUGAUCUAUUUAAGAAGGAUAAAAAGUUUCAAGGACGGGAAUUACCAAGAACCUUUAUUCUGAGCAUAUAUGCAUAUGAUAAGUUGACGAAUAAGGAGGUAGUUCUUCCUGAUGUACAGGUUAAUGUUCAUAAUCACGCGGAUGGGUGA
Molecule: messenger RNA, 5586 nt
Organism: Plasmodium reichenowi
Lineage: Eukaryota; Apicomplexa; Aconoidasida; Haemosporida; Plasmodiidae
Product: ubiquitin-activating enzyme, putative
Exons: 1
Coding region: 1-5586 (1861 amino acids)
Biological process (GO): protein sumoylation
Cellular component (GO): SUMO activating enzyme complex; cytoplasm
Molecular function (GO): SUMO activating enzyme activity
Source: RefSeq, a predicted model, not a curated record